AAUAACUUAAAGCUUUCUUUCAAGGAGCAAUGGUUUCAAAUUAUUGUACUGCACUCUUCUUCUUCUUCUUGUUCACCUCUUCUUCCAUGGCGGCUUUGGUACAGCAACAGCCCCUUUUAUUGAAAUACCACAACGGGGACUUGCUAAAAGGGCCCAUCACCGUUAAUCUCAUCUGGUACGGAAAGUUCACUCCAGUCCAGCGCUCCGUAAUAGUUGAUUUUCUGCAGUCUCUCAGCUCUCCAAAAGCCCUCGUGCCCUCUGUUUCUUCCUGGUGGAAGACAACUGAGAAGUACAAAGGGGGUGGUUCAUCUACGCUCGUUGUAGGGAAGCAAAUCCUCGACCAAAAUUACUCUCUUGGAAAAUCCCUCAAGAAUUCUCAAAUAAUUUACUUGGCCUCCAAGGGUGGGCAUUUAAGGGGGUCGAUUAACGUUGUAUUGACGGCUAAAGAUGUCGCCGUUAAUGGUUUUUGCAUGAAUAGAUGUGGGAGCCACGGGUCAACCCCGGGCCCGACUCGGUUUGCUUAUGCGUGGGUGGGGAACGCCGAGACUCAGUGCCCGGGUUACUGUUCUUGGCCUUUCCAUCAGCCUGUUUACGGCCCGCAGACCCCACCUUUAGUGACGCCAAACGGAGAUGUUGGAGUUGAAGGGAUGAUCAUAAACCUGGCCACGGUUUUGGCGGGAACUGUGACGAACCCGUUUAAUAGCGGGUAUUUCCAGGGCCCGGCGAUGGCACCUUUGGAGGCUGUGACUGCUUGCACGGGCGUGUUCGGAUCGGGUGCUUACCCGGGUUACGCCGGUAAUGUGUUGACUGAUAAAACUACUGGAGCCAGCUACAAUGCGCACGGGGUAAACGGCCGGAAAUUCCUGGUCCCGGCGAUGUGGGACCCGAAAACAUCUCAGUGCGUGCCGCUAGUCUGAUUUCGGUAUCGGGAAAAGAGAGAUUACCCAGUGUGCACACAUGUAUGUAUGUAAAUACACUUCUGGAGAAAGGAGUCUGGAUGGAUUUGGAACCUUCGAGGAAGAGGAAGAGGAAGAGGAUGGUGGGAGUGCGUGGAAGGUGUGUUUCUGCGUCGUCGUUUAGUAUAAAAUGUAAAGCCUCUUUUCGUAUGGGAGAAGUAUGAGAAAAUGCCACUUGACAUAAUAAUAAUAAUAAAAUGGGGAUAAUUUUGAAAAAGUAAAGGGUUAAAAUUGCCUUAA
Molecule: messenger RNA, 1196 nt
Organism: Olea europaea var. sylvestris
Lineage: Eukaryota; Viridiplantae; Streptophyta; Magnoliopsida; Lamiales; Oleaceae
Product: protein EXORDIUM-like 2
Exons: 1
Coding region: 30-917 (295 amino acids)
Source: RefSeq, a predicted model, not a curated record